AUGAAAGACCUAGAAACCAAAAUAGUCGAAUUACUGAAAGAGACUCCUGAGAUAUCUAGUGCUGAUUUAGGUGCAUCCAAUACUGAAAUACACGCAGCACUGCUCUCAUUAGCCAGCAAGGAGACCGUAGAGUAUUCCAUCACAACCAGUAAUAGAAUAGCACUGACUGAGGCAGGAAAUGAGGUGGUAAGAAAUGGAUCACCAGAAUACCUGUUGAUGAUGAAGUUGAGGAAGAAUGGAGUAAUCAAUGACCAGGAUAAGACAGGAAUGAAGUACGCAUUCAAGAACAAGUGGAUUAGACAGGAAAGUGGUGGAAUUCAACCAAUCUGUGAUGGGGUGGAAGACAGAACCAGAAAGAGCCUACUGGAUCCAAAGACCCUAACUACCGAAGAAGAUAGAGAAAUGAAGAAACGUGGACUCAUUGAAUCCGUCAAACAGAACCAGUACAAAAUAAGAAGAGGAAGAAUGUACGGAAUAGAGAGAGCGAGCCAGCAGGUGGAGCUCACCACAGAGAACCUGAACACGGAUGUCUCCCUGUUCAAGCCGUACAACUUUGAGACAGUUGGUCUCCUACCGAUUCCAGGCUCAUUGCACCCGUUGACCAAAAUCAGAAAAGAAAUCAAAGGAAUCUUCCUCGAAAUGGGAUUCAGUGAAAUGAACACGGCUCGAUACGUCGAAAGCAGCUUCUGGAACUUCGACGCGCUCUUCCAGCCACAGGACCACCCAAGCAGAGAGUGUCACGACACCUUCUUCAUCGAGGAGCCCGCCUACGACGACCUGGUGGACGUGGAUUCGAAUCACCUGAAACUGGUCAUUUCAGAACAUUCUGGUGAAGAAGCAGUCAGCGAAAAUGGGGAAAUCAGGGACCCAAAGUCACUGGGCCACAGAAGCAGCUUCGAUGUGAGCGAGGCCAAGAAGAACAUCCUUAGAACGCACACCACCGCAAUAUCAACCAGAAUGCUCUACGAACUGUCCAGGACGUACCAGAAAGACAGGCCAUUCAAUGCCAAGCUCUUUUCAAUCGACAAAGUGUUCAGGAAUGAGACUGUUGAUGCAACUCAUUUGGCUGAAUUCCACCAGGUUGAGGGGGUUGUAGCAGGGAGGAAUCAAGGACUACGCGAGUUGAUUCACGUUCUGGAGACGUUCUUCAGGAAGCUGGGAAUGGAGCGAAUCAAGUUCAAGCCGGCAUUCAACCCGUACACGGAGCCAUCGAUGGAGGUGUUCGGGUACCACGACGGCCUUGGGAAGUGGAUCGAGGUUGGAAACAGCGGAAUAUUCCGCCCAGAAAUGUUGAGGCCAAUGGGAUUCGAUGAUGACGUCACUGUGAUAGCCUGGGGGCUCAGCCUCGAGAGGCCAUCGAUGAUCAAAUAUCGAUUGGACAACAUCAGGGAGCUGCUUGGCCACAAGGUGGACGUGAACUUCAUCAGGGAGUCACCUGUGAUAUUCAUGGACAAAUAG
Messenger RNA from Enterospora canceri, 1458 nucleotides. NCBI's taxonomy places the organism in Eukaryota, Fungi, Microsporidia, Enterocytozoonidae. The record is from the annotation of a GenBank genome assembly.